AAACACUUCUUUCGCUCCCGUCUCCCGAUUCGAUUCCCCCACAAGAGCCGCCGCAAUCUUAUCGUCUUCCCCGUCGCCUCCCUCCAAAGCUUUGACUUCUUUCUCCGCUUCCGCUUGGACUCAUCUGACGACUGCUCUGCUCCCGAUCCCAUGGCGGCGGCGGCGCCGGCGGGCGAGCCGGAGGUGAUCCGGGACAAGGCGGCGAUGCGGGCGUGGUCGCGGCGCCAACGCGCCGAGGGCAAGACGGUGGUGCUCGUGCCCACCAUGGGCUUCCUCCACGAGGGCCACCUCUCGCUCGUCUCCGCCGCGGCGGCCGUGCCCGGCCCCGUCGCCGUCGUCGUCUCCAUCUACGUCAACCCCAGCCAGUUCGCCCCCACCGAGGACCUCGCCACCUACCCCUCCGACCUCGCCGGGGACCUCCGCAAGCUCGCCUCCACCGGCGCCGUCCACGCCGUCUUCAACCCCCCGGACCUCUACCACCGCGGCGCUGUCUCUGCCCGCCGCGCCGCCGAGGCUCCCUCCUGCCUGGACGCGGGCGGGGACGGCCACGAGACGUGGAUCCGGGUGGAGCGGCUGGAGAAGGGGCUGUGUGGGGCCAGCCGGCCAGUCUUCUUCCGCGGGGUGGCCACCGUCGUCGCCAAGCUGUUCAACGUCGUCGAGCCCGACGUCGCCAUGUUCGGGAAGAAGGAUUAUCAGCAGUGGCGCCUCAUCUGCCGAAUGGUCCGCGACCUUGAUUUUGCCGUGGAGAUUGUAGGAUCAGAAAUAGUGCGAGAAGCAGAUGGUCUUGCCAUGAGCUCUCGCAACGUCCGCCUAUCGCCUGAAGAAAGGGAGAAGGCAUUAUCCAUUAGUAGAUCACUGGUAAAUGCUAGAACUGCUGCGUUGAAUAAUAGCAACAGUGCUAGCGAACAUAUAAAGGAUCAGAUAGUGCAGACGCUGACUGAAGCUGGCGGUCGUGUUGAUUAUGUUGAGACUGUGGAGCAGGAAAGUUUGGUACCUGUGGAGACGAUCGACCGCCCUGUUGUCAUUUGUGUCGCCGCAUGGUUUGGAAAGGUUAGAUUGAUCGACAAUAUCGAAAUUCAUAUACAAUCCUGAGGAUUUUGCUGUCGCCUUGUAUACGUAUCUCAUGAAGUAUCACCAAUCUGUAUUUCUGUCAAAAAUGAGAAUGAUGUUGUACAAUGCAAGUCUGUAACAACUACAUACAGAGAACUUGCAAAAUCUUCGAUAAAUGUCUAAAUUUAUUGUUUCAAUAAUAGAUAUGUUGCUAUACCAAUAACAUAUUAAAUGUUUGGACCAGCAGAAGCGAUUCUAGCUUUACAAAUGAAUGGAAUCCAUUGUCAG
Triticum dicoccoides is the source of this 1338-nucleotide messenger RNA. Its product is annotated as pantoate--beta-alanine ligase-like. The coding region runs from base 151 to 1092 and encodes 313 amino acids. The transcript is spliced from 4 exons. Gene Ontology annotation, molecular function: pantoate-beta-alanine ligase activity. Gene Ontology annotation, biological process: pantothenate biosynthetic process. NCBI's taxonomy places the organism in Eukaryota, Viridiplantae, Streptophyta, Magnoliopsida, Poales, Poaceae. Gene Ontology annotation, cellular component: cytosol. The record is from RefSeq and is a predicted model, not a curated record.